CGUAGCUAAAACUCUCAUUCAGUUCCUUGUUAAUUUUCAGUGCCAUGGCUGAAUAUAACCCCAAAAGUUCUCUCUUGUUAAUAUCUCUCUCCAUCUGUGCGAUGUUUCUCAUCAACAACAUUCUUGCAGUAGAUGGGAAAUCUCAAACUUUCGGUAGAGUUCUCAGUUUACCAAAGCUAGGACUCAAAAAGCAAAAACUCAGUCAUUUUCACAUGUAUUGGCACGAUGUUGUUGCUGGCUCCAGGCCUACAGCAGUUGUAGUUGCAAAGGCACCUACAACAAGCAAAUCCAACAAUUAUUUUGGAGGUGUUGUAAUGAUAGAUGAUGCCUUAACAGAAGGGCCGGAAUUGAGCUCGAGACUCAUUGGGCGAGCUCAGGGAUUUUAUGCAUCGGCUGGAAUACAUGAAGCGGCUACACUAGUGAAUAUGAAUUUAGCUUUUAUAGUUGGCAAAUACAAUGGAAGUACUUUAAGUAUCAUGGGAAGAGAUAAAACAUUAUCGCCGGGAGUUAGAGAAAUGCCGAUCAUUGGUGGUAGCGGACUAUUCCGAUUUGCUCGUGGUUAUGUUCAACUCCGAACUCAUCAUAUGAAUUCUACUAGUGGUGAUACUACUAUAGAAUACAACAUCUAUGUAUUUCAUUACUGAAGAUCAUCCAUUUUAAUUUUCUCGCUACCGUCUCAAAAGGAUACUAUCUCGUUCUAGAAAAAUGUUAUUUCGUUUUUCUAAAAAUGGAGGGAGUAUUAAAUUCAAUAAAAUGUACGAGUAAUGUUAAUUGUUUGGUGUGUGUCACCUGUUGAAAA
Papaver somniferum (opium poppy) is the source of this 799-nucleotide messenger RNA. RefSeq names its product dirigent protein 22-like. Bases 45 to 644 code for a protein of 199 amino acids. The record is from RefSeq and is a predicted model, not a curated record. The transcript has a single exon. Lineage: Eukaryota; Viridiplantae; Streptophyta; Magnoliopsida; Ranunculales; Papaveraceae.